AUUCUAAUGCGCUAUAGUAUAUACUGAUAGGCUCCAAGAUACUGGAAUUUUACUGAUCUUUAAUUCGCUUUAUGAAUGCGAAAUAACUAUAAUAGCGCCAGUAAUAUAUACAUUAGUUUCGUUUUAAGAACAUACUUGGCCAUUUUUUAGAAAGCCUACAAUUUUUCCGGCUUUUUUUACUAGGCGUAUAUGUAGGUAAAUGUAAUCUAGCACUCAGCUGCGUCGAAUGCCGCUUAUGUUUAAUAGACGUAUGUAAGUCGUACCUAAGCGGCAGAGGCAAUUCUUAACAGGGAAGCUAGGGUUAAUUGAUAAUUUAGGGUUGGAUAAGCCCCCCCCGCCCCCCUCAUUGAUAUUAAAGAUAUCUUAUGGUUGGGCACACACUUUGUUUCGUGCUGGGAGCCAGCCGUCUGAUGGAAUACCGGACGUAAAACUACAGAAGGCUCAACAAGCCAAUAAAUUGUGAUACAUUUGUGUUAAAUAGACCCAGAUUUAUGUGUUUAGUACUGUUGUUAUUAAUGGGGCGAAGGUGCCACAGCGGUAAAAUUUAAGUAACCCACCUUUUACGAAAGACGUGUUGAUCAAUGUUUGAUUUAAAAAAUGAUCAAAAUAUGUAAAUAGUAUAUAUGUGAUACAUGCAAUGCGCUUCCUUUUCCAUUUUCGCGAACAGACAAUUAUUUCUUACUGAACCUUACAAUACUCGGCUUUCUUUAUUAUUCGAAUGAAGAAAUUGGUCAAACUAAGAUGACCACAAGUAAGUUCUAAAGGAAAAUGCUGCCCCUACUCUAAAACAUGAAAAAUAAUGAAAGCACCGAUAUAUUGUUAAACAUUUCAGCCUAAAAGCAACAAAAAUCAUAGAAACGGGAUAGAGUGUUGUAAAAACAUAAUUAUAUCAAGAGUUGAUGCCAUCGUAAAUGUGAGAAUCAAUCGAAUAUAUCAAAAAACGAAUUAUUUUUUUGAGUUGCGCUUGAUCCAUUGAGAUAACUCCUGAGCUAAUACAUCUGAGCUAACCUACAUUCUUAGUGUCCUUUUGUUAUUAACUUGCUAGGUAAUACUUGAAAUAGACGUUUGUUUGACCUCUCCAAAAAUAUGCAAAAAGUAAUCGACUGACAUGGGAUACAAGGUUUUAAUUUGCAAUGAGAGAAAAUAGGUUUUUCUACAAAUGCGCACUUUUCCUUGUUUUAUAUAUUAUAACAAUUUUACUAAGAAUAAGCAAUAAUGGCAGGUUUACAUUACAUCAUAAUAAUAGUAAUAAUGCCGAUAAUAGCAGGUCUCCAGUGUAAUCUAGUGAAUGAGCUAUAAACGUAAAACAGAUUUUAUUCCGAUCUCUGUUUCACAAGUUGUUGGCCAAUGAUCCUGUUCGAUCCAUUUAGUAUGAAAAGGCUCUUUUUAAUGAUACUGUAGAAAUAAGAGAUCUAACAUUACCUAGAAAGGUACACAUGUGCAUUUUACGUGUAAUUUCAAGUCUUUUCGUUGAGAGCUUAUUAUUGCUCUGCACAUCAUAACACAGAGUCAGCUUUAUUCAAGCCACAAAGCCUGUUACGUAUUUCAUACCUAAUAUCAAACACAUCCGUCGUAUAAGCUUCGGAAAACAACUUUGUAUUCCUGCGGAGGAGUCGACCUUCUGCGAACGGCUCGAACGCGUGCAGCGGCGACGUUGUUAUACUAAGCAGUGUGCAAAUGAGCACAAAAUAUUCCAUCGGCGCUUAAGAAUGUCAACUGAGUCUACGAAGACGCUGGGAGAAACUGUGGAUACGCUAACUUUGAACUUCGAAGAACUUGAAAUUAAGCAUAAAAAAGAACGUAAGGACCUUCAAGCAAGCAUAAUGCAACUUAAAAAAGCAGUGCCAAAGGGUGAUAAGAAACGUUUAAAAGAAACGCAGCAACGUAUAACUCAGAUGGAAGCUGAUUUUGAGAAAAAAUGCCAGGAGGAAAUACAGCAGAUCCAAGCUCAAGAGAAAAUUAACUGCCCAACUGGUCCUGCCGAAAAUGGCGAUGUUGAGGACGGCGAUGAAGACGUCUAUAAUGGAGGUGAUACAGGCGUGCGUAAAAUCUCCAAAGCUGAAAAGAGACGGGAGAAAAAAAGGCUUAUGGAAUUGGAACGGAAUCGUCGAAUUGCAGAGGAAGAAAAACAAAGUGAGGGUCGACCGCGAGCCAUUGAAGAUCAACUUCUUAAAAAAAAAUUGGCUGAGAAAAAAAUGCGUAUCCAUCAGAUUGCCGCUGAUGGAAACUGCCUUUUCAGUGCUGUUGCUCACCAGCUUUUGACGCGGUACGGUGAGACUAUAUCUGUUAUGGAGGUGCGGCGCAGAUGUGUUCAUCACUUACGCCAAAAUCGUGAGGAUUUUGAACCGUUCCUUGAGGAAUCAGUGGAUUUCGACGAAUAUUGCUCUAAGAUGGAGACUGACCCAUCACGAUGGGGAGGCAAUCUUGAGUUACGGGCAAUUAGUCAGGAAAUGGAACUUCUGAUCACCGUGUACCAAGCGCAGGCACCUCCCUUUGAAUUUGGAAAUGGUCCUGAUACUGAAAGCAAUAGCGAAAAACGCCACUUGCGCCUCAGUUACCACCAUCAUCUAAUUUGGACUGGUGCACACUAUAAUUCAGUCGUUGACAUGCGACCCGAUGAAACUGACGGAGAGUCUGUUAGCUAAGAGCGACACGAAUCAAAUAAUGGGACAGCAAUCGUAACAACUGACUCGUUCGAAUUAUGAUACAAGUCAUCUAGAGCUAACUUACUUACCUCGCGUGAGAUGUUUGCCGUUGAAUGAUAUUCUCAACAGCUGGGUAUCUCAUACUUAUGCCUCAAAGCAGUGUCCCAAACGGGUUCUGUUUGUCACGAUCAAAAGCAUACUGACACCAUUUUUGUUACUAAAACGAAUAUUAUACAAUAUUUGCCAUGUUACAGCGUUAACUAACAAAAACGCUGAAGCAGUUACGAACAUGUGGCAUAAGCUGCUCGGUUUGUUGCGAUGUAUAGGCAGAAAAUUUUGCCAAUGUAUGAUAUAUAAAGCAGCCUACUAAUUUAAGGUUUUUUUUUUAUA
This is a messenger RNA of Varroa destructor (honeybee mite), 3035 nucleotides long. Its product is annotated as deubiquitinase OTUD6B. The record is from RefSeq and is a predicted model, not a curated record. NCBI's taxonomy places the organism in Eukaryota, Metazoa, Arthropoda, Arachnida, Mesostigmata, Varroidae. Gene Ontology annotation, biological process: protein deubiquitination. Gene Ontology annotation, molecular function: cysteine-type deubiquitinase activity.